CCCCCCCCCCUCCCCAAGUCUUUAUAGCCGCUGCCGUCGCCUGCCACCGUCGCUCUUUCUCUGUUUCCUUUACAGUGGGAUUCCUCUCCGCUAUCGUUGACAGGGAUCCUCUGAGCCCCAGUUGUUGCCGGAUCUCGCUUCUACCUCUUUUUCCCUCAGAUUUCAAGAACCAUGACUUCUCACGUGGUUGGAUAUCCCCGCAUGGGCCCCAAGAGGGAGCUCAAGUUUGCUCUUGAGUCGAUGUGGGAUGGCAAGACCCAGGCAGCUGAUUUGGAGCAGGUUGCCAAGGACCUGCGCGCAUCGAUCUGGAAGCAGAUGUCUGAGGCUGGAGUGAGCAUGAUUCCUAGCAACACAUUCUCUUACUACGACCAGGUGCUGGACACUACCGCCAUGGUUGGAGCUGUGCCCGCUCGCUACGGAUGGACGGGUGGAGAGAUUGGACACGAUGUGUAUUUCUCAAUGGCCCGUGGAAACAAGACGAAGCCCGCCAUGGAGAUGACCAAGUGGUUCGAUACCAACUACCACUACAUUGUGCCAGAGUUGAGCGGUGAGACAAAGUUUGUUUACUCUUCACGCAAGGCCGUGAGCGAGUACAAGGAGGCUAAGGAGCUUGGCGUAGACACUGUGCCCGUGCUGAUAGGUCCAGUGACUUAUCUGCUGUUGUCCAAGGGUGACAAGAGCGCGCCCAAGGGUUUCAAUACUCUUUCACUUCUUGAUGCCAUACUUCCCGUGUACAAGGAAGUCAUUACAGAGCUGAAGGAAGCUGGUGCGUCGUGGAUCCAACUGGACGAGCCAAAGUUAGUCAUGGACCUUGAAGCUAGCCAAUACGAAGCUUUUAAGAAGGCAUACGCUGUGCUCGGGGAGGUAGCUCAAGUGAAGUUGUUGGUGGAGACAUACUUCACCGACCUGCCUGCCGAGGCCUACAAGACUUUGUGUGACUUGCCAAUUGCCGGUUUCGGGGUGGACCUCGUCCGCGGCAACAAAACCUUGAGCCUAAUCAAGGAGCACGGUCUUCCUGAGGGGAAGACUUUGUUUGCCGGAGUGGUGGACGGAAGGAACAUCUGGGCCAACGACUUGGCUGCCUCUGUGGCCGUGGUUGAGGAAUUGCAGGCUAAGCUUGGGAAGGAUAACGUAGUUGUCUCAACCUCAUGCUCCUUGCUCCAUUCCGCAGUGGACCUCAAGAACGAGACAAAGUUGGAUAGCGAAUUGAAGUCCUGGAUGGCAUUCGCCGCACAGAAGCUGCUGGAGGUAGUGGCGGUCGCUAAGGCCGUGUCGGGACAGAAAGACGAGGCUUUCUUCGCGGCUAACGCUUCCGCUCAGGAAUCGAGGAGGAACUCCCCCCGCGUUCAUAACAAGGCAGUGAAGGAAGCAGCCGCUGCUUUGGCCGGUUCGGAGCACCGUCGAUCUACCCCGGUAUCAAGCCGUCUGGAACAGCAGCAGAAGUACUUGAACCUGCCAAUCCUGCCGACGACCACGAUCGGAUCGUUCCCCCAGACGCCAGAGCUCCGCAGGGUCAGGCGUGAGGUGAAGAGCAAGAAGAUCUCAGAGGAGGAUUAUGACAAGGCCAUCAAGGCAGAGAUUGACAGUGUGGUGAAGCUGCAAGAGGAGCUGGACAUUGAUGUGCUGGUCCACGGAGAGCCAGAGAGGAAUGAUAUGGUUGAGUACUUCGGCGAGCAGUUGGAUGGUUUCUGCUUCUCAGCCAACGGGUGGGUUCAGUCUUACGGGUCUCGGUGCGUUAAGCCCCCGAUUAUCUUCGGUGACGUGAGCAGGCCGAAGGCCAUGACAGUGUACUGGUCGACUUACGCUCAGAGCGUGACCAAGAGGCCUAUUAAGGGCAUGUUGACUGGACCGGUUACAAUUUUGAACUGGUCUUUCGUGAGGAACGACCAGCCCAGGUCAGAGACCUGUUACCAGAUUUCACUGGCUAUCAAGGACGAGGUCGAGGACUUGGAGAAGGCUAACAUUACGGUGAUCCAGAUCGAUGAGGCUGCCCUUCGCGAGGGACUGCCCCUGCGUAAGUCCGAGCACGCAGACUACUUAAGGUGGGCUGUGCACGGGUUCAGAAUUACGACUUGUGGAGUUAAGGAUACCACCCAGAUUCACACCCACAUGUGCUACUCGAAUUUCAAUGAUAUCAUUCACAGCAUUAUUGACAUGGACGCCGAUGUGAUCACGAUUGAGAACUCGCGAUCGGACGAGAAGUUGCUGAGUGUGUUCCGUGAGGGUGUGCACUACGGAGCUGGAAUUGGUCCCGGCGUGUACGAUAUUCACUCCCCUCGCAUUCCACCAACAGAGGAGAUGGCUGACCGUGCUCGCAAGAUGUUGGCGGUGUUGGAGUCCAAGGUAUUGUGGAUCAACCCUGACUGCGGUCUGAAGACCAGGAAGUAUGCCGAGGUUGUGCCAGCGUUGACGAACAUGGUGAACGCCGCCAAGCAAUUGCGUGCCGAGCUGGCGAAUUAGGAGCUGAUUUUACGAUCAAGCGGCUUUUAUAUGUUUCAGCUGUGCUUGACGUAGAAUCUGUGGUUAGGAUCACCAAGCUUGUAGUGCUCUGUAAGAAGGAUCACGCAGUAUUGUGUAGGUGUGCCGUGUCCGCCAUCUUUACUGUUGUUGUUUGAACCCUUCUGGAAUACCAGUCAUAUUCCAAGAU
Messenger RNA from Physcomitrium patens, 2647 nucleotides. RefSeq names its product 5-methyltetrahydropteroyltriglutamate--homocysteine methyltransferase. The record is from RefSeq and is a predicted model, not a curated record. NCBI's taxonomy places the organism in Eukaryota, Viridiplantae, Streptophyta, Bryopsida, Funariales, Funariaceae. Gene Ontology annotation, molecular function: zinc ion binding; 5-methyltetrahydropteroyltriglutamate-homocysteine S-methyltransferase activity.